AUGGUCUGCUUUCGUUUCUUGGUGGACCAAAGUCGGAAGCUGAUCAGUAUUAAGCAAGCAGCCGGGAUAUGCUCGAGGUGCGGAGGCGGAGCAAGCGUCGGAGAUAUGAUGACAAUCAACCGGUUUUGUUAUGUCCCGUUUUAUUGGAAGUCUUGGAAAGCUAUAAUUUGCACCUUCUGUGGAGCUAUUCUUAAAUCUUACAUAUGAAAGAAGUCGGAGC
Messenger RNA from Hibiscus syriacus, 220 nucleotides. RefSeq lists its product as uncharacterized. The transcript has a single exon. The record is from RefSeq and is a predicted model, not a curated record. Bases 1 to 207 code for a protein of 68 amino acids. NCBI's taxonomy places the organism in Eukaryota, Viridiplantae, Streptophyta, Magnoliopsida, Malvales, Malvaceae.